Molecule: messenger RNA, 1468 nt
Organism: Porites evermanni
Lineage: Eukaryota; Metazoa; Cnidaria; Anthozoa; Scleractinia; Poritidae
Source: the annotation of a GenBank genome assembly
AUGUCAACCAUUGCUAAUGCGUCACCAACCAAACUUGUAUCUAAACCAAGCCGCAGUAAUACAUCAACACCUACUACAAUGCCACCUACUUCUAGUAGCAUUAAACCCACACCCACCUCUACUGUUUCCUCUGUGACUGUCACAGUCACACCCACUCCUGGAAACCACAGCACAGUACCCACUCCUGGAAACCACAGCACAGCACCCACUCCUGGAAACCACAGCACGGUACCCACUCCUGGAAACCACAGCUCAACACCUACAAGCAAACCUGGAAACCACAGUUCAACAGCACCAACAACAAAUGUGAAGCCAUCUUCUGUGACACCAACUCCAAAAGGUAGAUGUUUUAGUUUGGCUGUUCAGAAAGUUUUGAUUGGUAUUCCCAUUACUGGUAAUGAUGGAGUGACUGUGUCAAGAGUUGACUAUUAAUACUGUUACCUAAAACACUUUUGUUAUUGCUGCAUAUGCACAAUCUAUUACUUGUAUCUUGUCGUUUUUGCAGCACCUUCAUAAUUAAAAGCACUUUCAGCUUCAUUUGUUUUUGAAAAUCGUAUUAGAAUCAACAUAAUGUCAGCAAAUUCUAGUUAACCAAUACAAAUUUAAAUUUUCUAAUUUCUAUGUAUAAAGUGACAAAAUGUUGAAUGGAUUCUUAUUUUUGAGUCUGCCUGUGAAUAAAUUCCAAUUCAGUCUAAUCAUGUACAUUCAUCUGAUUUGUUUACCAGUAAUGAUGAGUUUGAUUACCGACAGAAUUGACUGACACAAAGUUCUGUUACAAAACCCUUACUGAACACAAUUUGAACUAGUUUGCCCCAGGUGUUUUUGUUACCUGUCAAAAUUAAAUUCAGGGCCCAGUUGUUCGAAGGCCGAUUAGUGCUAACCUAGGGUUAAUUUUUAACCCUGGUCUCUUUUUCUCAUCAUCAAAAGCAUUUUCUCGGACAAUUUUCUCUAAUCUUUUUAGCGUAGCCAAUCAUCAAAUUGUAGACCAAAAGAAUUAAACUGAAUGUGCUUUUUAAGCUUUCAUAUCUGAAUUCAAAUUUUGCACUAACCCUGGGUUAUCUUAACUCAACUUUGAACAACCCGGCCCAGGUUACAAUUUUUUAACCCAGGUUGAUUAUCAAUAUUACCUUUGUCUCCUAGCCCUAAUUACUCAUGAACUAGGGCUAGGAGACAGAGGAAAUUGAGGUUCACCCUAGUUUAAAAAUUAUAACCUGAAUAAUUAUAAUUUUGACCUGUAACAUUUUCAAAAGUUGUAAUGCCAUUGUAGUAUUAACAGGGUUACUUCUGUUUUGUUUUAGGGCAUCAUAACAGCAAUGGUGGUUCAGGUAAUUCUAGUGGAAAGUGGGUGGCUACUGGAUUUGCUGUAUUUUUUGGUAUAACAACCAUUGUGAUGACUGUACUGUACUGCCGACAGCGCAAGAUCUAUAGAGAGCUGGAAGGUGACAGUUCCCUGUCAAGGCUAAUCUAG